AUGAAGUUCGCAACGGAAUCGUUGGUCGCAUUGCUGGCCGUGUUCUCGAUAGCCAGAGGUGCAGAAGCCAUCAAGCUGUCCAGGAAGCAGACUACAAUAACGCAAGGAGGAAUUACUUUGACCACGCGAAACGGGCAAACCAAGACAUUUGAGCUGCGCGCGGGAGACCUGUCCGCCGGGAAGUACAAAUACGUCGUUACCGUAAACAACGGCACCAUCUACGACAUGACGGUUCUCGACAGCACUCGGACUGUGUAUGCAGACACCGCGCCUGGGUGGGGUUGGUCCUCGUUGUACAAUCCAAACGAAAUCGACUUCACGCUAGGGAAGGCGGCCAAGGCUGUAACGUUCUUGGCAUCGACUGAGUCUCAGAAGGUCGAUCUCGACUACAAGCUGGCUACCGCGAAUUGA
Molecule: messenger RNA, 411 nt
Organism: Zasmidium cellare ATCC 36951
Lineage: Eukaryota; Fungi; Ascomycota; Dothideomycetes; Mycosphaerellales; Mycosphaerellaceae
Exons: 3
Coding region: 1-411 (136 amino acids)
Source: RefSeq, a predicted model, not a curated record